This is a messenger RNA of Thamnophis sirtalis, 2042 nucleotides long. The record is from RefSeq and is a predicted model, not a curated record. NCBI's taxonomy places the organism in Eukaryota, Metazoa, Chordata, Lepidosauria, Squamata, Natricidae.
GAAACUUUGGCAUGCUCUGGAUUCAGAGGCAAUGAAGUCUCUGACGCUGGCAAAGUUCACGAGGCAAAGCAGGAAGAGUUGCCCAGGUCAGGAAAUCGUCAGAGAAGGAGGGCACAGGCUGCUGCAACUGGCAGCUGUUUUAACACCAGGCAUUGCUCGGGCACAACCUGGCUAGGAAAGGCAUGGUGAACGCUGAACAGCCAGACCCUCCCUCAGCCUCUGGCAGGAUGGCGCUUCACCGCAGCCAGAAGCUGAACCUGCUGCGUCUCGCGGUCCUCCUGACGGUGGCACUGGCUGGCAUCAAGUUCUUCUUCCGGGACAGCUUUACGCUGGACCAACGCAGGGAAGUUAGCGGGGAAAGCCACUUCUGGGGCAAUGCUCAGCAGGACAUGAAACAGCCAGGCAACACCCAGGCUCGAUCAGUGGGGCACUUGGAUCGGCAGGCAGCGGCCGGAGCGCCUGGCCCGGAGUUGAAGAAACUGCCCCACCGCGAUUUCAGCUCCAUGCAGAUGCGGUUAGUCCAUCUGGACCUCAAAGGGGCAGCUCCUAAAGUAUCCUACCUGGAGCAGAUCUUCCCGCUCUUCUCCAAGAUGGGGGCCAAUGGGGUCCUGGUCGAGUACGAAGACAUGUUUCCCUUCCAGGGAGAACUGGAGAUACUCAGGUCCCCCUAUGCUUACAGCGAAGAAGAUAUCACGAAGAUCCAGGAGCUGGCAGACCUCAAUAAACUGGAAAUAAUCCCCUUAGUGCAGACUUUCGGGCACGUGGAGAUGAAGUCCAGCAACAUCUCCUGUGUAGAAGAGACCCAGUUCAUCUUGAAGCAUGAGAAGUACCGGCAUUUGCGUGAGGUAGAACGUUUCCCCAACAGCUUCAACCCCCACCUGCCAGAGACCCUGGCUCUCCUGAAGGCCCUACUCACCCAGGUCCUCAGCAGGCACCCCCACUCCAGUUGGGUACACAUCGGGGCCGAUGAGGUCUUCCACUUGGGUGAAGGAUUGGACUCCAAGAACUGGAUGAGUCGCAACGGUGGCGAUGCGGGGAAGAUGUACCUGAACCACAUCCGGGAGGUGGUGCAAUUCAUCGCCAGCCAGCCUUGGGGGCAGCAGGUGCUGCUCUGGGACGACAUGCUGCGGAAGGUUGGGGUUGCAGCCAUCCAAGAUUCCGGCAUUGCCAAACACACGUCUCCCGUCCUGUGGUUUUACGCGCCAGACUUCGAUACGCAGCAAAUAGGAAGGUACAUUGAAAAAUACGCCGAGUGCGGCUUCUCAACCAUCUGGUUUGCCAGCGCCUUCAAAGGCACCACGGGCCCCGCCCAGGCCUGGACCCCCCUAAACACCCACCUGCAGAACCACCUGCGAUGGUUGAAGGUCAUCCAGUCCAUGGAGAAGACGCCCUCCAUCCGUUUCCAGGGCAUCGUGCUCACCGGCUGGCAAAGGUAUGACCACUACUCUGCCUUGUGUGAGCUGCUGCCUGUCGGGAUUCCCUCACUGGCUGUGUGUUUGCAGACCCUGGUGAACGGAGGCUUCACAGACGCUGCCAAAAAGAAAGUCCUGGCCAUCCUUGGCUUCCAGAACCUGCACCUGGAAAAGAACACCUGCGAAGGAACGGGGGCGUUUCCGGGCGCCGAUAUCUACCGCCUGGUCGAGCAAGUAGAUGGGCAGCUGAAGGACUCAGUCAGCAAAGUCUUGGAGGAUGAAAGCUCCAUCAAGGGAUGGUUCAGCCCGUAUCAUCGCAAGCAUCAGUUCGGCAACCCACGAAACAUGGAAAGUUUCGGCAGCAAAGUGCUCAAAGUCCACGAAGAGUGGGAGAGCAUCAUCCAGACCCUGCGCUCACACAUGGAAAACAUCUACUUCCCUGACACUGUGGAGGAAUGGAUGGAGGAGAACGUCAAUCCCCACAUGGACCACUUGCGCGAGUUUGUCCGGGACUUCAAAGAAGUCAUCCGCCUGAAUGCCCGGCCCAAGACCCUCUAGGGAAGGGCCCCCUCCCAGGCACAAAGGGGGCCCCUGUUCGUGGUUCAGUCCAACCUGUUUUUUUAAAAACUU